GAGUCCUAUUCCCGCUAACCUCAUGAUUUGCGGUAACAAAAUAUUGGGUUCUGCUCUGCUCUGCCAUUGAUGAUACUCUGCUCUGCUCAGCUCAGCCAGCUAAUUUUUUUGAGUCCCCGACAAGUAGAGAUAUGAUGUUGAUGAAGAAAUUUGUGAUUUUAAAUUCUCGAUUCUUACGACAUUCUUCAGCUUCAGCUUCAGCUCAUACUUGUUGUCUUGCAUCCUUUGUUUCUGUUAUUGCAGUUUCUCACUUCUCCACUAAACCUAACCCUAAUAUUCCCUUGAAACCCAAACCCCAAUUCCCUUAUUCCUCUAAUCCAUCUCAUGCUCGUCUUCAAUAUUUACUCCUUGAGAAGUCCAAGGUUGGUUUCGAUAAACUCGAUGAUGCUCUCCAAGUGUUUGAUAAAAUGCUCCUUAUCAAACCUCUGCUUCCUGUUAUCAACUUCGCUCAACUACUAGCUGCCCUUGUUAAAAUGAAAGAGUACUCUGUAGCCGUCUCCCUUUUUAGAAAGAUGCGUGUAGAAAGCAUCCCUGUUUGUGUAAUUACUUUUAAUACUCUUAUUAACUGCUUUUGUCACUUGAAUCGUGUCGAUUUUGCCUUUUCACUAUUGGCUGGAAUCAUCAAGCACGGUUUUGUGCCAAGUGUGGUUACUUAUACCACUCUCAUCAGGGGCCUUAUUUCCCAAGAUAUGCCUCAUGAGGCUCAGCUUUUGUUCCAGAACCUCAUCAGAUUUCAACUUAUUAAACCCAAUGUUUUCACCUAUAACACAAUUAUUAACGGCAUCUGCAAGAGAGGGAAUCCUUCUGUGGCUGUUACAUUGUUUAAGUAUAUGAAGAACAGAGGUUGCAAGCCUGAUACUGUGACUUACAACACACUUAUUGACUGUUUAUGUAAACAUAGAUUAGUCGAUCAAGCAUUGGGUCUUCUCCACCAAAUGACAAGGGAAGUCAUAUCUCCAAAUGUUAGAACCUACACCUCAUUAAUUCAAGGACUAUGUGACAUUAAUCAAUGGCAUGAUGUCAAACUAUUGCUCAACGAGAUGGAUGUUAGGAACAUUUCUCGAAAUCUUUUUACUUACAAUAUAUUGGUUGAUGCGUAUUGCAAAGAAGGAAUGAUUGAAGAUGCAGAGGAUGUGAUAGAGUUGAUGAUUCAAAGAGGCCAUUAUCCUGAUGUAGUAACGUAUAAUGCACUAAUGGAUGGAUACUGCUUGAGAGGAGAGGUUGAUAAAACAUUAGCAGUGUUCGAAAGCAUGACGAGAAAGGGAAUAUUGCCUGAUACUCUUAGCUAUAAUAUCCUCAUCAAUGGUUAUUGUAAAAAGUUGAAAGUGGACAGAGCCAUAGACCUUUUUCAACAAAUGCCCUCUGAAGGUUUAACCCCAACUAUUGACACUUACAAUACUAUACUGCAAGGUUUUUUUCGUGCGGGUAGACAUGUUGAAGCACGUAAAUUUUUUAAGGAAAAGAUGAUGCUGAACAAAGGUCUUCAGUUGGAUAAAGUGACUUGCGCUAUUAUAUUGGACGGUCUUUGCAAGAACGGUUAUGUUCGUGAAGCACUGUCCUUUUUCCAAAUGAUGGAAUGCAGUGGGCUAGUUCCUGAUAUAUAUAUUUACACCAUUCUGAUUGAUGGAUUAAGCAAAAACGGACAACUUGAAGCAGCAAGAACUCUUUUUAGCAACCUUCCUGCGAAAGGUCUGCGACCUAAUGUCAAGACAUACACAAUGAUGAUCCAAGCAUAUUUUCAUGGAGGGUUAUUGAAUGAAGCGACUGAACUAUUCAGGGAAAUGGAAGCUAAUGAUUGCUUGCCUACUGAUGUCACAUACAACAUGCUUAUCUGUGGUUGUUUACAUAAUAAGAAGUACUAUGAAGCAGGUGUAUUCCUAGAUGAAAUGCUUGGUCACAGCUUUGCAGCAGAUGCAUCUACAGCAUCUGCAUUACUGGACUUACUUGAAGUUCAAGAACCGGAUCCUCCUCUCCUUGCCUUGCGUAAUAAGUACUCUCCGAUCCAUAGGUGUGUGAAAGGAAGAGAGUGCCCAGCUGCAGGGGUGGCUGACAAUGACACCAGUAGUGAUUUUAAUAGCUCCCAGAGUAUCACAAAUUAUUAGCCUUGAGUCCUUGACUUUGACUAAAAUCCUGAUAAUAUUUUCCUUAUAAUUGACAUUUAGGUCGUGUCUCCUAAUAGAGAUGAAUGAAUGAUAAUAAUACAAAUGAUGGCUUCUUUUGGUUUUUGAUGAUGGCUUGGUAUUAGUGCCGGGUCUUUCGAAGAGUCGCACAUGGAGGUUAGAAAGAUCGAAUGAUGAAACUGUUGAGAAGGAGUUUGAAGCUCUUAAGGAUCCAGUUAGGAAGGAGGUUAUUGAAUCUGUAGGUGACAAGGUUGAUUGGGUGAACAGUGAGUACAAGUCUAUAACAUGGAGCUGUAUUAAGAAGGUUAAUUGUAAUUUAGAGAUUGAAGCUAGAAUUAUGCACAGAAGACAUAAUGGGUGAUAUAGUAAUCAAGUUGGAAUGCAUAUAUUGAUCAUCUGUGUGGGGAUGUGCAGCUCCGAGUCCAUGUGGUCCUGUCAAUAUUUCUUGCUGCAUUUGCUGGAUUUGGAGGAGCAAUGUGUGGGGAUAUUUUAUAAUUGAAGUGCUGAAAUUGCACAGAAGGUGGCUCUGGUUUAGAAACCAACAGCACGAUUUUGAUGAAGCUAGGGAAGUGCAGCAGUCAUCAGGUUCCGAUCAUGUGCCUCACUCAAAUCUAUUUAAGCCCGGAGGCCAAGAAUUUGUGGAAGGGAGCCAACUCAAUUCAUAUUCCACCCAGUUCAUUUACGUUACAGUGAACAAUGCACUAACCUUUUUCAUCUGUAAAAGGGAAAUUAAUGUGAAAAUAGUGAACUAAGAUGUGGAUAUAAGGGUAUUUUCCUAGUGUA
Molecule: messenger RNA, 2903 nt
Organism: Daucus carota subsp. sativus
Lineage: Eukaryota; Viridiplantae; Streptophyta; Magnoliopsida; Apiales; Apiaceae
Product: putative pentatricopeptide repeat-containing protein At1g12700, mitochondrial
Exons: 3
Coding region: 132-2102 (656 amino acids)
Molecular function (GO): mRNA binding; protein binding
Source: RefSeq, a predicted model, not a curated record